Messenger RNA from Aphanomyces astaci, 490 nucleotides. RefSeq lists its product as hypothetical. The record is from RefSeq and is a predicted model, not a curated record. NCBI's taxonomy places the organism in Eukaryota, Oomycota, Saprolegniomycetes, Saprolegniales, Verrucalvaceae. The transcript has a single exon. Bases 35 to 433 code for a protein of 132 amino acids.
GUUUCACCAAAAGCUGAAACUGCUUGCUGCUACCAUGAGAACUGAGUGCUGUGCACACGUGUCCUUAGCUGGCGUUGUAUUUCUCUCGUCCCUGGGAGGAAUCCUCCAACUCCAGCCCGAAUACAUUCGUGGAUUGACCCAUGCCACGCCGGCCGCAAAGCUGGCGACGAAUUGCUGGGUCGGUGCUGCAAUCUAUGCCACGACAUGGCUUAUUUGCCUUGCUGCGUUAAAGGUCCAAGGUCGACAGGAAUCCAGUUUGAAGAAGAAGUCGUACGAUCUGCAAGAACUCCGACGUGCAAUUUCGUCAUGGGAAGACUUGGGCAUGCCUCCGCGUUUGGAUGGACACGAAGGCGACGACGAAGACCAAGAUGACAACGUUGCAAUUGGCGGAGUGCGACACAACACCAAACCUGCCAACGGAAUUCAAACAUAAUGGUGCCUUAAUUCCUUUUGACUAAUUGUGCCUUUAUAUUCCUGCACGUACUACCGA